Megalops cyprinoides (Indo-Pacific tarpon) is the source of this 1858-nucleotide messenger RNA. RefSeq names its product olfactomedin-like 1 (gene olfml1). Lineage: Eukaryota; Metazoa; Chordata; Actinopteri; Elopiformes; Megalopidae. Gene Ontology annotation, biological process: signal transduction. The transcript has 3 exons. The coding region runs from base 222 to 1418 and encodes 398 amino acids. The record is from RefSeq and is a predicted model, not a curated record.
AGUACAUCUGGAUCACAUUAGAAAUUGGAACAACGAUCCGGUCCUCAUAUGGUUCGGCUGGAGACAGCAGAGAACUGUUGCUUAAGGAGCAGCAAACAGCCAGAUGUCGCAAGAUUAAAACCAGUCUGGAUGAUUCUAGAAGAGCUGCAUUUGAGGAAGAAGACGGCCAGAACGCGUUAGUUCUCUUAUCAGUUGCAUUGGUGUUAAUCGAUACCUUAGUGAUGUACAACUGGUGCUCACUUUUAGCAGCAUUCCUCUUAACUCAGAGGAUGGGGUAUGCACAGAGACAAGAGAUGGUUAUGAUGCAGUAUUUUGAAGGAAGAAUGAACCAACUUGAGGACCGCCUGGCCAAAUGUGACCAGGACAUGCAAAACUAUGAACAGAAGCUAUACGACCUGUCCAAGGAGGUGAGGGGCCGGCUGGAGGCACUGAACGUAUUCAAGGCUGAGGUGAAGAGCCAGGUGGAGAGUGCGGUGAUGAGGGUGGAGCGUGUAGAGAGGGAACUGGAGUACUUGGAGACUGAGGGCCCAAAGCAGCCCUGUGUGGAGAUCGACGAGACGCUUCUGGAGCAGCAGGUGAAGGAGGAGCAGCAAAAGAAGAAGGUCCAGAUUAACCUGGGGACAGAUUGUAAUAUGGCACUGUCAGCAGUAAAGUCACUGAAGAUAGUGAAGAGAGCAGGAGAUGCAAAUGGCUCCUGGCUGAAAGACCCUAGCAAAGGAUCAGGUAAGGUCUAUUUCUUCAGUGGCUCCAAGAACAGCACCUUCCUGGAGUUCACCUCCAUGAAGAACUUCACUGAGGGCAAUUUUUCCCAGGCAGCACGCAGGAUCCAGCUCCCCUUUCCCUGGCAGGGGACCGGACAUGCUGUGUACAAUGGCUUCCUGUACUACCACAGGGCUGAUACAGCCAAUGAGAUCCUCAAAGUCCACAUCCACAACUUGACCGUGAAUGACCGCACGCUUCUGCAGGGGGCAGGGCGGAUGCCAGCCUACUCACUGUCCCCACACACCUUCAUUGACCUUGCGGUGGAUGAGCUGGGCCUAUGGGCCAUCCACGCCGACUCAGACUUUGGGGGAAAUCUGGUGCUCACCAAGCUGGACAAGAGCAGCUUGGGAGUGGAACAUACCUGGGACACGCCCUGCAAGAGCAGGGAUGCCGAGGGAGCCUUCGUCAUCUGUGGGACACUCUACGUGGUGUACAACUCACGCUAUGGUGGACGUUCCACCGUGCAGUGCCUGUACGAUGUUUAUGACACCAUCCAUAGCGAAGACACCCCCCUGCUCUUCUUCCCUAAACGCUACGCUACCCACUCCAGCAUGCACUACCAUCCCAAAGAGAAGCUACUCUACUCCUGGGAUGAGGGUUACCAGACCGUCUACAAACUGGAGACCAAGAAGAAAAACAAAGUUCCUUCAAUCUAACAUGGAUCUGUCUAACAAGAUUCUGAUAGUAAAGUCACAGCUGCUGUCAGUAUUCACCUUCCUCUCAAACAGCAGUAUUCUUUACAGGUUAUGAAUGAAUCACUCCUCCCCAGUUUUCAUGCUUGUAUUACAAGUCCAUGAGCUUGUGUGACUGGAACAAAUCAUCCCUGUACCAUCUGAAGAUUGAAAAAAAAACAGGAACAACUGCCAAAAAGGCUGAAUAUCAUGUCACAUCAGUAUCUCGUUUGCAUGAAAAGCUAAUGUUUUAUAUGGAGCACUUGCCUUAAGUUACACAUACACAGAUUGGACAUCAUGUUGCUGUCUAAUCAAAUGCCAUCCUUUCACUUAUGUCAUUUUAUAUUUCAUGGACUAAUAACUAAAACCAAAUAAUAAUAAAUGUCUCAUGCAUUAUGGUGGUAGUUUUGUCACCAAGGUCAUGG